AUGAUAUCGAUGAGGAGAACGAGCACGAAACGAUUGCAUCGACUACCCUCGAAGCCGGGCGAGAUUUUACAAGAAGGACAAUCGUGUCCGAAUAGUCCAGCUGUUAAAAAGACCUACCGCCUCGUGGUCGUUGGAUCGCCGCGAUGCGGGAAAACGGCGGUGGUCGACCGUUUUCUUGAUCGAGAAUUCCAAGAAAGAUACAUACCGACAAUCGAAAACUUUCAUCGAAAAUUAUACAAAAUUCGCGGAGAAGUCUAUCAAUUGGAUGUUGUCGAUUGCUCGGGCAAUGAUCCAUUUCCAGCGGCCAGGAAACUUUGUUAUCUAUCAGGUGAUAUGUUCUUGAUAGUCUCUUCGGUGGACGCAGCGCACUCGGUCGAGGCGAUGACCGAUUUCGCGCAACAGAUCACCGAUUGUAAAACCUCUCGAAAUGAGAUGCCUGCCAAAGUGCCGAUGGUUUUUCUCCUCAACAAAUCCGAUCUACCGGAUUCCCGGUGGCAAGUCUCACCCGGAGAAGCGGAGGCUCGUUUAUCGCAAGCGGAUCUCUCCACAGAACAACUCGUUCAAUGCUCAGCGGCCACGGGUGAUAAUAUUGAUAAAGCUCUCGGCAAACUCUUUCAACAAGCUAAAUGUCCAAAGCAUAUGAACCCGGAAUUGCAUAAAAUGUUGCGAAAUGAGUUGUCUGCUGAUGGAGUUCUAGAGCCGAGUGCCUCGUCAUCGAAGAAUGUGUUGCGACGAAUGCGCUCAAAGUUUAGCAAAGACGGAGAAGAGGAGCUGGCUGUCUACACCGACGUAAAUGCUCGACGUCCAUCGUUGCGAACGGAUUUGUUAAUGAAUCGGGCAAAGACUCAAGUUCACAAGCAAACUUCAAACGGUUUCAAGGGUGAUCCAGCGGCCGCGAAUGCUCGCUGUACAAUUAUG
Molecule: messenger RNA, 918 nt
Organism: Mesorhabditis belari
Lineage: Eukaryota; Metazoa; Nematoda; Chromadorea; Rhabditida; Rhabditidae
Source: the annotation of a GenBank genome assembly